Paramecium primaurelia is the source of this 6351-nucleotide messenger RNA. Lineage: Eukaryota; Ciliophora; Oligohymenophorea; Peniculida; Parameciidae. The record is from the annotation of a GenBank genome assembly.
AUGCUCCCUAGAGAAACCUCUCCGUAGGAAAAAUCAUCUGCAAAAUAAUUAGAAUUAAAAAGAUAAAAGAGCUCUCGAUUUACAAUCUCGAAUCAAAUGAUGAAACGGAGUCCAACAAGGUUUCUAAAAGAAAUGAAGAGUCUCAAAAAAUAUGUAAAAUAAAAUACAUUGAAAAGUUUAAAAAAAUUUCAACCAUUUGAAAAUAAUGAUUAAAAUUCAUCAGAUUCUAGUGAGUAUAAUAAUGUAGAUGAAAAACUUAAUCAUUCAGAAAAAAAAAUAUCAAUUCCUAAUUUGAGUUUCAAAGAAACCUUUUUUAUAUCAAUGGCAUAACAAGAAUAAUUGACAAAUAAUUCUUCAGGUUAAAAUUGUUCUAAUAUUACUAAUAAGCAUAUGCUCAAGAAUUUAUAAAAAUGUUUUGGUGAUUCAAGUUCAAUUUGUGAAAUUAAUUCUCAAGAUCAAUUAUUAGAUAAAAGAUAAGAUAAUUUCCAUUUUCAAGAUUAAAUAGAAGAAUCAGAAAUAUAAUAAAUUGAAAAGGUAGAAUAUUAUGUUGAAGAUCUUGAUCCAAGGAUUUUGAAGAAGUAUUAAAAACAUAAAGAACUUAAUCCAUUUGAAGAUCCUUAUUAUGUAGUAUUGACUCCUUUACAUGGUUUAAAUAGAUUAAAACAUGAAUUAAAAGUAAUUUAAUUGUUUAACUUUUUAGAACUAUAAUGAUCAUCUGAAAUUUUUGAAAUUAAGAAAAUUUAUUGUUUAUUCUUGUUUAUGUAUACCUAUGUAUUUCUAGAAGAUAGUAGAUAGUUAAUUAUUCAAAUUUAUUAAUGGUAUUUGUAUUAUUUGUAAUCUAAUUUUAUUUACUUUAAAUAAUUCAAAUCCUCCAAUUACAAAUGAAAAAUAUAACUAAUUUAUUUUUUAUUGUUUUACAAUUGAAAUUUUCAUAAGAAUUUUAGCUGCAGGAGGUAUCUAUCCUACAAUACAUUUUUUAUACAAUAAAGAAGAUAUUUUUAAUCUAUCAUGCACAAUAAUCAGCUUUUUACAUUACUUUUAUCCUAAAUAAAUCCCAUUUGACCCUACUCCACUUAGAAUAAUAACAAUUUUAUUAUAUUUAGGAGAUGGUUUAUUAAGAUUGAAAUAUAUGCUAAUAGCUUUAAAAAAAUCAUUAGUAUUUUUAGCUGAAGCUUUGUUUAUUCUACUAAUAUCUGCUUUAUUCUUUUCUAUUAUUGGAGUAUCAUUAUUCUAGGGAUUAUUUAAUUAUAGAUGUCAACCUAUAGAUGGAAACCCAAUUGAUAAUUGGAUUUAAUGUUAUUAAAACAAUUGUCCUGAAGGAAUGCAUUGCAUGAUUUCUUCAGAAACUCCUAAAUUACCAACAUCAUUUAAUAAUAUUUUUUUAUCUUUUGGGUAAAUUUUAAGGAUAAUUACAUUAGAUGAUUGGAGUUGGUUAAUGUUUUUUACAAUGAGAAUAUUUCAUCCAUGGAUUUGGAUCUAUUAUUUAAUAAUCAUAUUUUUUUGUGGUUUUUUUUCUAUUAAUUUGGUGAUUGCUGUUUUGAAAAUUCAUUAUUCAGAAGCAACAAUAGAAUGUUAAGAAUUUGAGAAAUUAUCUAAAUAAAAAAAUGAUCAUAGUUUGUAAAGAUAAGAAAUGUUCUUAAGUAAAGAUGUUAUUUCAUAUUUUGAUUUAUCAUUUUUACGUUAUAUUGGUUUUUAUUCUGUAUUAAAAAAACAUAAACAUUUGUUAAAUAUUACAUAACCUUUAAAUGAAUAAAUUGAAGAUAAUUGUAGACCAGAAAAACCAAAUCAAAUAAAUAGAUUGUUAUCAUCAAAAUAAAAAAAGAUUUUAUAUGAAGCACAAAUGGUAUUUGAAUUAAAUAUUUAAUAUAGAAACUUAAUUAAAAUUCAAUUUGGAAUAAGUUUAAGAACUUCUCACUUAAAAAUCUAUUAUUACCAAAGUUUAAGGAACUAAAAAAAGUAUAAGAUUAAGUGAAUAUUAAAUUAUAUUCUGAUGAUCCUAUUGAGAUUUCCAUAUUAUUGAAAUUAAUAGAAUAUAAUUUUACUUAAUUGAACAAUUCUGUAAAUUAUCAUGUGGAUUAGAAAUAUAAUAGUAUAAAAGAUGUCUUUGUUUAGAAGAAAAGGUAUUUAUGAGCUAAUUUACUAGAAUUGGACAUAAAGAAAAAAUUUAGAUGUAUUAUCAACAUUUUUAAUCAUUGAAGAAAGUAAAAUCAAAUAAAAGGUAAUAACAAUUUGAUAAUUCAAUAAAUAAAUAUCCAAUUCAUAAGAGUACUAGAAGAAUUACUAUUUAAAAGACUCUAACUUAAAGAGAUGAAAGUCUUGAUAUGCCUUCUCCUUAAAUAAUAAGAAGAAAUAACGAUAUAUAAUCGACUAUUUAUAUGAGAACAAGGAUUGAAAAUUAAUUACCUUUUGAACAUAUUAAUAAAGGUCAAAGAUACAUUUUAAUUUAAGGAUACUAUAUCAAUUAUAAAUAGAUAUAAGAAAAAAUUAAUAUGAAGAUACCAAAAUUAAAAUAAUAAUUUGUUUCAAAUCAUGAAGUCUAUUAAUAAAUUUUUCAAAGAGAGAGAGAGUAAAAGAUAAUUAAAACUAAAAAUUGGUCAGGAAAUAAUGUAUUGUAAAUGAAUCCAGUUAGGUUUUAGAAAUUUGAAGAAAUAUUUAAUAGUUUGAAUAAUUUCAAUUAUUUAAUAUGGAUGCCAACAAUAGGAGGAAAAUUAUUGAUAAUAAGAAGAUAUACUCUUAUAAUAUUAGAUAAUCAAAUUACUUAAUUAUUUUUUGAUUUGAUAAUAUUAAUAAAUUUCAUUUUCUUAUCUUUGUAUGGAAUAGCUAAUCCAAUAUUUAUAUUAAAAUGUGAAAAUAUUUCAACAUUUUUUUUAUUGAUUGAAAUCAGUUUACAAAUGUUUACUUAUCCAUUACAACGUUUUUUCUCAAAUAAGGAAAACAUGUUAUAAGCUUUAAUAAUGAUUGCAAGUUUUAUAGAGUUUAGUUUUAGUGAGUAUUUGAAUUUAACAGAAUAAUAUUUAAGAUUGAUAAGAGGAACUAAAUGCAUUUUAUUUUAUCGUUGUUUAAAAUAUAAUUAAAUGGCAGUAUUAAUAGGUAAAAUUGCAUCUAUAACAUUUACAUAAUACAUAUAUUUAACUAUAUUUAUGUUCAUAAUUAUCAUAAUAUAUGCAAUGAUUGGAAUGGAUCUUUAUUCAAAUAAGUUUGAUUAAAAUGAUUCCUAUAGUUAAUUACAUUCAUUUGAUGAUUUGAUCAAAGCAAUAAUGACAAUUUUUAAUAUCAUGACAAAUGAUUGGUAUAGAGUGUAUAUAUUAGGAUCAGAGAUAAAUAUUGUUGCUUCUAUGAUAUAUUCAUUUUCAAUGGUUAUAAUAUUGAAUUAUUUAACUUAUGGAUUAGUUUUAGCUAUUUUACUAGAUGGAUUUGGAAGAUAUUUAGAUGAAAAAGUUGAAGUUAAUUAGAGUGAUAAAUAAAUCUUUGAAAAUCAAAUAACUUCUGCAAGAGAUGAGGAAGUAUUACAAACAGAACUAGAUUCUACAAGAAAUCUAUAAGUAAAGUCUGAAUAUUUCUCAUAAGUUCAAAUUUAAGAAUAGGAAGAAAAAGUAUAACCUAAAGUAAAACUUGAAUUGAUGGAAAGCUUCAUAAGAUCUUUAAGUAUAAUAAUAUUAUCAUAUUAGAAUAAUUAAAUAAGUUAAUAAUGUAGUCUAACCCAAAAUUAUUUCAAGAUAUUUAAUGUGAAUCAUCUCUUUAUUUAUUUGAGAAAACAAGUAAAAUCAGAAUUAUUUGUUAUAAUAUUUGUUCAUCAUAAGCUUUUUAUUGGUUUACUAAUUUUAUUUUAAUUUUAUCAAUAAUAGUUAUGAUUAUUCGAACAUACCAUGAUUUUGAAUUUGAGAAAAGUAAUUAUCCAUAAAUUUUAUUAAUGAUUUUAAAUGUAUUUAUGUUAAUGGAAGAUAUAAUUUGUAUAAUUGCAAAGGGUUUAUUUAUGGAUAAAGGGUCACAUAUAAAUUAUACAUGGCAAAUUAUUGAUUUAAUUUAUUUGAUUGGUUUCUUUAUUGGUAGUUAUAAUCAAAAUCAACUUAUUAAUAUUUGUUUAUUUCUUGGUCAUUUUAGACCAAUGAAAUUAAUGUAUAGAAUUAAAUGGUUAGACAAAAUAAGAGCUGCUUUAGCUUAAUCCCUUUUAGAUAUGUUAAAGAUAUUAUUAACUCUCAUUUCAGUAUGGAUUAUGUUUGGAGUAUUUGGUAUCAUUUUGUAUGAAAGUCAAUUUGGAUAUUGUGAUGAUAAAUUAUCAUAUGAUAUAAAUAAAUAAGAAUGUGAAUAAUCUUAAAGAUAAUGGAUUAAUUUUAAAUUUAACUUUGAUAAUAUUACUAUUGCAUUACCAACAUUAUUUGUAAUAUCAACUUUUGAUGGUUGGGGAGAAAUUCUGUAAGUAGCUGAAAACAGUAGACAUAGUAGAUAUGGACCAUCUCCAUAUGCUAAUUACAUAUCUACUUAUGCAUAUUUCAUCUCAUUUUGUUUUGUAGGAUCAAUGUUUUUUUUAAGUUUCUUUACUGGAACUCUUUAUUCUAAAUUGAGAUUCAAUCAACACAAGAUUGAAAAGUAGGAUGCAACAAAAUUUUAAAGAGAGUUUAAAGAGCUUUCUCCAAUUAUUCUUAAAGAUACUCCUGUUUUUUCAACACCACCAACUAAGACAAUAAGAAGAUUUGCUUCUUUUAUUGUAAAUAAUUCUCUUUUUUAAAAAUUUAUGUUUCUAAUUUUGUUAAUAGAUUUAAUCUGUCAAUUAUAAUAUCAUCAUGAUAUGGAUGUUGAAUAUAUGAGAAAAAUAAACAUCAUUUAAAGAUUCAUUAUAUUGUUUUAUUUAUUAUGGAUUACAUUAUUAUUUAUCUCAUUAGGUAUUAAUAGAUAUUUUGAUAAUAAUUGGAGAAGAUAUUAUAUAUUUUUAAUAAUUAUAUCUUUAUGUGAUUUAAUAGCAGAUUUAUAGAAUGAUUGGGUAAUCCAUCAUUUUCAAUCUAAUGUAUAUACUUCAUAUUAUUAACUAUUAAGAUUAGCUUUUAUGACUAGAUAAUUACGUCUUCUAGUCAUAUUUUAAGGAUUGACAAAUUUAUCAAGAUUAAUAAGAGUAAUGGGGUUUGCUUUACCAUUUUUAGCUAAACUUAUAUCCAUUCUAAUUAUUACCAUGAUCAUAUAUGCAUUGAUUGGAUGUUAAUUAUUUGGUAAAAUUAAUAAAGGAGCAGUUAUUGAUGAUUAUAUAAAUUUUACUAAUUUUGAAUAUGCUUUAUUGGCACUUUAUAAAUGUGCAUCAGGAGAUGAUUUCAAAACUAUUAUGACAGAUACUAUGCAUCAUAAUCCAUAUUGUAUAGAAAAUUCUGAUUAUUGUGGUUCAGUAUUUAAUUAAUUAUAUUUCAUAACAUUUAUCUUAUUUUCAAAUUAUGUUCUUUUGAAUUUAUUUAUAUUAGGUUUAAUUGAAUAAUUUGAAGAAUUUUUCUAAGUCUAAAAUUCAAUGAUUUAAACAUAUGUUGAAGAAAUUGAUAAAAUAAAAACAGCUUGGUGUAAAUAUUCAGCUGAAACUAAUGGUUAAAGUAUGCAUUAUAAAUUUCUUUGUCGUUUUUUACUUGAUAUUGGAUAACCAUUAGGUGGAGGAAAAGAUGAUAAUUUAUGGGAUGCAGCCAAAUUAUCAUCUAAAUUGAAUUUGAGAUGGUAUACUUUUAUAAUUAAUUAGUGAUGCUUAUGGAUAUAUUCAAUAUAAUUAAUUACUAUAUUAACUAUUUAGACGUUGUUAUCAUGAUGAAAUAUUUAAAGAUGGAUCCUAAGAAUCUAUUUAAAAUAUGAAGUAAUUUAAUAAAGAAAUGCAAAUUCGAUUACUAUAUUAUAGAAGAAAUAAAAGUUAAUAAAGAAGUAAUAUAUGUCAACAUAAUCUAUAAUUUAAAUCUAAUUUCAAUAUUCUUCAUGAUUAUUUGAAUGUUUUGAUCUUUUUUAAAACUUGGUAAUCUUAUUCAAAAUUAUUGGUUCAAAAGAUAAUAAGAAGACAAGAUAAUUAUACAGAAAGUGAUGAAAUAACAUUAGAUGGGAAUUUAUAGAAUAAUUUUUAAUAGUAUUAAAUAAUAUUUAAUAGAUAGUUGGUAAUAAGUGUAGAGUGAUUUUAUAAAUGAUGGAUUGUUCAGUUCAAAGAGAAGAACAACAGACAUUAAAUUAUCUUAAGAUUAAUUUUCAGGUCAUUAAGUCACACCUUAAAGUACUGAAACAUAAGGAGAACCUUAAUUACCUGUAUAUUAAACUAUAAUGUAAUAAGAAACAGAUAGGAUAUUUGGAGGAUUCGAUGAAAAUGUUGUUUUAGAUUAUAAAGAUUUUAAAUUUAGAAAUUGA